Molecule: messenger RNA, 563 nt
Organism: Owenia fusiformis
Lineage: Eukaryota; Metazoa; Annelida; Polychaeta; Sabellida; Oweniidae
Source: the annotation of a GenBank genome assembly
AUGCGGACAAUUCGCAACCAAGGGGUGCAUAUGGAGUCACUGCCAGUGUUAGCCACAGAUGCAAUAUCGCAAGUAACGAGGAAAACUAUACUCGAAGGUAAAGACAUUAAUCUUAACGUACUUCUGAUUCCAAAUUUCGAUUCAAGUACAGCAAGAACUGUCACGGCUGAUACUUUACAGAUAACACUUAAAAAUGAAGAUCCACAUCUGAAGAGAAAUUUGUCUAUCUCCGAGUUCAUAACCGCAUUUGGACGAUAUAAACGUGUCAUCGUGUCCGUAUAUCCAAACAGACAUCAGGAGCUUGAUAUUUAUCAAGAGGAAAUCGUUCGUAUCAGUAACCUCAUUGGGCCUCGAUUUUACGAAUAUCAUAAGCAAUUCAGUAUGAUGGCCACCUCUGCUCUCCUGAACCAUGGCAUAAAGGUCGAUUGGUCAAAGCGCGACAGAACCUUACUACAAAAUGUCAUGAUGGGAUCUGGUACUUCGCCAUGCAGCGCGUGCAAUAAAGUACAUCCGCAAAACACUGACUGCCCUUCAAAAUAUUAACAUUUAUCAUUUCAUCAGCG